AUGGCUACUGCAAGGCCUUCCUUCUUGCAGUCUGCGUUGUUUACACGCGGUCUUUGUGCAGCAGGGGGGAGCUGCAUUCUCGAUCAGGCCCCUAGCACAGCUGAUGCCGCUUCUCUUUUCCCCACCCCCCCAAGUGACACUUUCCCCUCAUCCUGGUUAGGCAACACCGUGAGCGAAUGCAGUAUCAGCGGAGUGUCUGCUCUCAGAGACCCAGUUCUAAACCGGGGCCUCACCCUGACUGCAGCUCAGAGACAGAGCCUGGGGAUCGAGGGCCUGCUGCCCCCUGUGUUUGAAGAACUAGGUACGGAGAUAGAGCGCGCGUUGUGGAACCUGGAACAGUGUACGACGGAUCUGCAGAAGUACCAGUAUCUGGUGACGCUCAAGGAGACGAACGAGGCGUGCUUCUACGCACUGCUGAUGGAGAGGACACAGGAGCUGCUCCCAAUCGUGUACACUCCAACCGUAGGCGAUGCGUGCCUUAACUUUGGGACGCUUUCGCCGAGGCCAAUGGGGCUCUACGUCUCAGUAGCAGACCGCGCACCCGAGCGGAUGAUGCAGAAUGUCAGCAGUUGGCCGGAAGAUGACAUCAGGAUUGUGGUCAUCACGGAUGGGGAGCGAAUACUAGGACUUGGGGAUCUGGGCGUUUAUGGCAUGGGAAUUCCUGUGGGCAAGUGCAUGGUGUACACGGCGUGUGGUGGCGUCAGCCCACGUCAGCUGCUACCCAUCACUGUUGAUGCCGGCACCAACAACGAGGCCCUGCGCAGCAGUCCGUUCUACUUGGGACAACGGACGGAACGAGUCAGGGGCGAAGAGUAUGAUGACGUCAUGGACUCGUUGAUCGACGCACUGCGGCGGCGGUAUGGCGGCAGCGUUGUGAUCCACUGGGAGGACCUUGGGGCGGGCAACUCGUGGCGCCUCCUCGAGCGGUAUUCUGCGCGGCAGGUGUGUACGUUCAACGACGACAUCCAGGCGACCGCGGCAGUCGUUUUGGCGGGUCUGCUGAGCGCGCUGCGCAUCACGGGGGGGCGGCUAAGGGACCAGCGGGUGCUCUUCUUCGGGGCCGGCCAGGCGAGUAUUGGCACCGCCGAUCAGAUCAUCUACGCUCUCACCCGUGAAGGAGUCCCCGAGGCCGACGCUCGGGCGAUCUGUUGGCAGUUCGACUCUCGGGGCCUCAUCUACCGGGGCAGAAGCUCCCUUACCGACCGGAAAGCGGCGUUUGCACAUCCCUUACGGGAGAACACGUUCGACCCAACUUCGCUUCCUUCGACGAUCGAGGCGCUGAGACCGACGAUCCUGAUUGGGGCGGCGGGAGUGAAGGGCGCCUUUGAUGAGAAGGUCCUGAAGAGCAUGGCAGCAGUCACCGAUCGCCCAAUCAUUUUCGCUCUAUCGAACCCUGUGUCGAAAUCAGAGUGCACUCCCUGGGAAGCCGUCUUCGAAACCAAGGGCCGCGCGGUUUUCGCCAGCGGAAGCCCCUUCAAACCCAUCGUUUACGAUAACCAGACCAUGACCACAGGGUUUGCAAACAACGCGUUUAUAUUCCCCGGGGUCGGGUUGGGUACAAUCUCCUCGGGAGCGACAGCUGUCACCGACGAAAUGAUGUAUUCCGCUGCGAUAGCGCUGGCGGAAUGUGUAACGGAAGCGGACCUUUCCGCCGGAAGCGUCUAUCCGUCCGCUAGUGGGAUUAGGGACACCGCGUUGACAGUAGCGGCUGCCGUUGCGGCCAGUGCGGCAAGCGAGAUGGUGGCGUCGUCAGUGAAAAGCGCGCAGCUUUGUUCUGCCGCGCAAGGACGGGACGCUGCCGCGUGGAGGCAGUGCAUUGAGGGGCAGCGGUAUCAACCGCAGUCCGCAGAUCAGACAAGAUGAUGUUGUAUGUAGGUCCUCGAUGAGUGAACUAGGACGCGUUGCAGUUUUGUUAGAUUAGGUUGCGCGCUAGAUAAAGCGUUACCAGUGAAGUUGCUGACCAUAUGACAGCUUCAUGGGGCAAUCUGGCCCAUUCAAAUUGACGGU
This is a messenger RNA of Klebsormidium nitens, 2007 nucleotides long. NCBI's taxonomy places the organism in Eukaryota, Viridiplantae, Streptophyta, Klebsormidiophyceae, Klebsormidiales, Klebsormidiaceae. The record is from the annotation of a GenBank genome assembly.